Messenger RNA from Phyllotreta striolata, 1329 nucleotides. The record is from the annotation of a GenBank genome assembly. NCBI's taxonomy places the organism in Eukaryota, Metazoa, Arthropoda, Insecta, Coleoptera, Chrysomelidae.
GACAACCAAUGUGACUUCUAUCCAUAACAUUAACUACAUUUAAAUUACUAUUUUUUUUAUUAAAUUAACAAACGAGCAAGCAUGACCGACGAAGCCGUUCAAGUGAAAGACAAAUUUUUCGUCGCCGGCCUGAUACCCAGCCCGGAGUUCCAAAAAUGUAGGUACAUAGUGAAAAAAUUGUACAUGUCGCAUCCCGGCCAGUACGAGAGGCCGGAGAUACGGAGCAUGCUAAACGUUGAAUGGGAGGAAUUCCUCACAAAGCUAAAACGAACAUACGGAAAUGGAGUUUGGGGAAUAAGAAGGAACGUGAUUGUUUUCAAUAGAGGAGAAUUCGUGGGCGACGAUAAAGUGCUGUUAGAUAACAUUGUUAAAUUAUACCAAUUCUCUUUCAACACGAAUUGGUCCGAUAUGGGGAAUUGCCACCUCGUUGAUGUCUUCCAGAAUAUUAUGGAUAAAUUUAGGCAAUUGGUUUACAUGAUGAUAUCAAUAAACGGAAGAGUUAUAGGAACUUUGUUAUUCGAACUCUACAGCGAUAUAGUACCACUAGCUUGUGAGAAUUUCCUCAACAAGUGCAAAAAUCCCGAAGAAGGAUUCAGCGGUACACCCGUACAUAGGAUCGUAAAAAACAGCUGGGUACAAUGCGGCGGUUGGGGCAUCCCGGAAAGGCAAAUGCGCUGCGAGAACUACGUAGUGCCGCAUAACAGAAGAGGCGUCCUGUGUACUACAAAUACAGGCAGACAUAAAAACAACACAUCCCAAUUUUUCAUCACGCUAGGCCCGACGCCGUGGAUGGACCAAAAAUACGUGGCAUUCGGGCAACUAAUUCAAGGGGCGGAGAUUUUGAGGCAAAUCGAGGAAGUGCCCACUUACUACGAGGCGCCCAAAUACUCUAUCAUCAUCGAAAUGACCGGCGAGGUUACCCUCGACAGGAUUCCCGACUAUCUAAGCUCGAACCAACGCCAGGAAUUCGAGGCUUUGCUGCCCACCAUCUUCUACGAUGGUCUUUUAGACGCGAAAUCCUACGACCAAAUAUCGCCGACGGCCUCUAAAUUCGACUGGAUGAAAUACAAGAAAGGAAUGUACGGUUUGAAAUCGGAUUUGAAGAGCUACUUGCCGUUUAUGCAUUUGCUGGACUACAUGAUACCGUUGGGAGGCGAAGGUGAUGAUAAGAACGUAAUUGACAGUAAAAUUGCCGAGGAUAUAAGGCUCACUAUUACACAGAAACUGAACUCUUUUACGUUGCCCAAAAUUAGCGAUAUUACGCUGUAAAUUAAAUAUAAAAAAAUUAUGUAAACGAUGUAGGUAUAAAAUAAAAUCAAUAUCGUCAAC